This is a messenger RNA of Aphanomyces invadans, 1381 nucleotides long. RefSeq lists its product as hypothetical. Lineage: Eukaryota; Oomycota; Saprolegniomycetes; Saprolegniales; Verrucalvaceae. Bases 78 to 1349 code for a protein of 423 amino acids. The transcript has a single exon. The record is from RefSeq and is a predicted model, not a curated record. Gene Ontology annotation, cellular component: plasma membrane.
UCGAAGCGAUGCUGCAGAGGUUGGACAUGGUUGCUGGCGCGCAAGCUCACCAGCACUUUUGAAUCUGUACCCGGAGCAUGGCGCUCGGCCGGCUUGUCCUUGUGGGCUAUGGACUACUUGUGGCCACCGCCCAGCCUGUGAUCUCCAACCCCUUGGUGCUCUUGUUGAACUCAGGAGUGCAAGCAGUUGCCCAGCGACCUGCGUACAUCCUAGGAGUUGUUUCGACUGCACCACCUGUACCCCCAGUGUCGACGCUUGUCCCAGCCAGUGAAGACAACAACCCUGUCGUGUUGAUGCUCAAUGUUGGUAUUCGAGGUGGCAGCGGGACAUUCAAGCACGAGCCCAAUUUGCCACAGUUAAACACAGCUGCGAAAGGAGAUCCCGUCGACGAGAAUAACCUCGACUUGCUGCGCACCCCUCAGAGCAAGGUGCACUUGAUGUCUGGCAUUGCGGCCGCGCUGUCCAUUGUAUCUGGUGCGAUUCUGGCAUUCCUGGGCUUCAAAUUGCUACGCAUUUCAGCCCUCCUAUGUGGUUUUGCCGUGGGUGGUCUUACCAGUUACGUCCUUUCAACAAUUCUCUUUCCUGAUCCAUCCUCUAUCGUGCUGGCGGCAUGGCUAUCGCUCUUGGUUGGUGGCCUUCUCAUUGGGGUGAUUUGCAUGCUUGUCGAGCAAGUCGGCAAUUUCAUUGUCGGGGCGUCGGGGGGGAUGGCUCUCGCAAUUUUGAUGCACAUUUCGUUCAACUACUUGUUCUGGCCAUCCAACCCCAACGCCGCGUUGUACGUCUGGGGAGCCAGCUUGUCCCUUGUGUUGGGCCUACUGGCAGUGCUAGUAGGUAAGCCCCUACUUGUUGUCGCCACUGGGCUGACCGGGGGGCUCACGUUUAUCUGGGGCAUCGGGUACUUUGCCGGUCGGUAUCCGUGUGUGAUUGCGCUACCUCGUACUCAGUACCUUGCGGGAGGAGCAUGGCACUAUGCAACUCCAUCUGCAUGGUGGGGGUAUCUCACAGCCAGCUUGGUCGUUGCGAUUGCAGGCAUUGGUCUGCAAUGGACUGUCACUGGAGUUGUUGGCGCUACCCCAAAGAAACCAGAAGACCCACACCACGCCACCCACAAGACGGGCCACCGAGAACUCCACGGCCCUCCUGAUGACCAUCGCCACACUCGCCACUCCCGCCGCGACGACGACAUCGAGUUGAUCGACACUCGACACGGUCGGCGAAGCAGCACGCCCGAAGACGACCUCGAACGCAAUCCCAACCGCUAUGGAGAAGACCUGGAACCUGUGACUACAACCACAUACGUCACAGUAGGAACCCCACGCAACAUGCAUGGCCAUCACCACCGUCGUUGAAUUGCAAUACUAUCCGUCCUGUUCAUUGUGUA